AAGGCCCAUUUUUUUCUUCAGAAAUACAGCAACAUUAAUGGGACAUCCCAAAUAAUAACAUGAUAAGGAGGCAGUACUACUGUACUAGUAAAUGGCAAAGUUGCACAACAUUAACACCAACCAUAUUUUUGUGCUACUAAAUUAAUUGCCAUCACUUAACUCAACUACCUCCCUCCCAUUUUUCUCUUUGAAUUUAUUCAUCUAAUUUAAUCUUGUUCACUCUCAAUCUUCCAUACUCCCCACUACUAUUCUUAUCUUAAUUUUCUAAGGUCUAUAUUAUUUCAUUUUUCAUCAAAAUUAUAACAUUGUGAUAAUUUGUAAAUUAUUAAAAAAAAGGAGGAAAAAAUUGUUAAAAUGGCGGUAUACACCGAGAAGGUAGAGGAGGGAAGGGCAGCAACAGGAGAUAGGCCAUCGACCGGGGCGGUGUAUCGUAACAUUUAUGCUGUGGAUGCUCUCACUGGUGUACCUGAUGGAAUUGAGUCUCCUUGGGAUCUCUUUAGCAAAUCUGUGGAGAAAUAUCCCACCAAUCAUUUGCUGGGUUCUCGCAAAAUCGUUGAUGGCAAGGCGGGUCCAUAUGAAUGGCUUACAUAUAAAGAGGUGUAUGAUUCAGCUCUUCAAAUUGGGUCUGCUAUUAGGAAGUGUGGAGUUAAUCCUGGUGGUCAAUGUGGAAUUUAUGGGUCCAACUGUCCCAAGUGGAUCAUCGCUAUGCAGGCUUGUAACGGUCAAGCCAUAUCCUAUGUACCAUUGUAUGACACACUUGGCCCCAAUGCAGUGGAAUUCAUCAUUAACCAUGCUGAAGUCUCCUUAGUUUUUGUUCGAGAGAAAAAGAUACCUGCUAUACUAGCAUGCUUGUCAAAGUGUAACUACUUAAAAACCAUUGUCAGCUUUGAGAACAUCUCCAGCUCACAAAGAAAAGAAGCUGAGGAAGCUGGAGUGUCUUGUUUCUCUUGGGAUGAAUUCUCUCAAUUGGGAACUAUGGAUUGUGAAAUUCCUUUGAAACAAAAGACUGAUGUCUGCACUGUAAUGUACACAAGUGGCACAACGGGAGAGCCAAAGGGGGUGAUUUUAAAUAAUGCAGCUUUUACAGCAGAGGUCUUUUCAGUAGACUACCUGUUCGAGAAGACAGAUAAAUCGGCAAGUACAGAAGAUGUAUACUUCUCAUUCCUUCCCUUGGCGCAUAUAUUUGAUCAGAUAGUAGAAACAUAUUGCAUUGCCAAAGGCACUUCAAUUGGUUUCUGGCAGGGAGAUGUGAGAUAUCUGAUCGAGGAUCUCCAUGAAUUGAAGCCAACAAUGUUCUGCGGGGUUCCCAGGGUUUUUGAACGUUUAUACAAUGGUAUUGUGGAUAAAGUUUCAUCCAGUGGCGCUCUCAGGAAGAGCUUGUUUGACUAUGCCUAUAGCUAUAAACUGCGGAAUUUGGAGAAGGGAUUGCGCCAAGAUGAAGCCGCACCUCUUUUGGACAAGCUUGUUUUCAAUAAAAUCAAACAAAGCUUUGGAGGAAGAGUCCGCAUUAUGAUUUCUGGAGGAGCACCUUUGCCACGGCAUGUUGAAGAAUUUUUGAGGGUUACUUGUUGCUGUGUGGUGGUACAAGGAUAUGGUCUCACUGAAAGCUGUGGAGGAUGCUUCACAUCAAUAGCCAAUGUGUAUUCAAUGAUAGGCACUGUGGGAAUCCCCUCGCCUGCCAUAGAUGCAAGACUGGAGUCUGUUCCAGAGAUGGAAUAUGAUGCGCUUUCAACCACACCGCGUGGUGAAAUCUGUUUGAGGGGAAAUAUAUUGUUUUCUGGUUAUCACAAAAGGCAAGAUUUAACUCAAGAAGUUCUUAUAGAUGGGUGGUUCCAUACAGGUGACAUUGGCGAAUGGCAGCCUGAUGGAUCCAUGAAAGUCAUUGAUAGGAAGAAAAACAUCUUUAAGUUGUCUCAAGGUGAAUAUGUAGCGGUGGAGAACCUUGAGAGCAUAUACUCGCGGUGUAACCUUAUAACAUCUAUUUGGGUGUAUGGCAAUAGUUUCGAGUCAUUUCUUGUGGCUGUUGUUGUUCCUGAGAGAAAGGCAAUCGAGAACUGGGCAGCUAAUAAUAAUGAGACUGGGGACUUCGAAACACUCUGCAAAAGUACCAAGGCUAGGAAAUAUUUCUUAGAAGAGCUCAACAGCACUGGUCAGAAACACAAACUUCGAGGUUUUGAGAUGCUAAAAGCAGUUUUCCUCGAGCCCAUUCCUUUUGAUGUUGAGAGGGAUUUGAUGACUCCAACCUUCAAAUUGAAAAGGCCCCAGCUGCUUAAAUACUACAAGGAUACCAUCAAUGAGAUGUACAAUGAAGCAAAAGGGAAGAAGGCAUGAGAUGAGGAAACAACUUUGUUUAGAAAUGAGGCAUAAAAUAUGAAAGGAAAGUGAUUUUUUAGCCUUCUAAAAGUUAAUUUUGGCUCGACUAUGAUUUGUUCCUUCUCACACGGAGAAGUGCUAAAAUCAAGCUUUGGAUUGUUAAAAACAAUUUCCAAUACCAAUAUAUGGGACUUCCUCAAACCCAAAUAUUAUAUAUUUUGUAUUUUUACUAUAUCAAUAUAUCAUAUAGUCUUUAUGUUAACGCGUUA
Molecule: messenger RNA, 2582 nt
Organism: Chenopodium quinoa (quinoa)
Lineage: Eukaryota; Viridiplantae; Streptophyta; Magnoliopsida; Caryophyllales; Amaranthaceae
Product: long chain acyl-CoA synthetase 2-like
Exons: 19
Coding region: 355-2331 (658 amino acids)
Biological process (GO): cutin biosynthetic process; wax biosynthetic process; fatty acid metabolic process
Cellular component (GO): membrane; endoplasmic reticulum
Molecular function (GO): long-chain fatty acid-CoA ligase activity
Source: RefSeq, a predicted model, not a curated record